This is a messenger RNA of Helianthus annuus (common sunflower), 1690 nucleotides long. RefSeq names its product protein LAZ1 homolog 2. The transcript is spliced from 9 exons. The record is from RefSeq and is a predicted model, not a curated record. NCBI's taxonomy places the organism in Eukaryota, Viridiplantae, Streptophyta, Magnoliopsida, Asterales, Asteraceae. Bases 264 to 1631 code for a protein of 455 amino acids. Gene Ontology annotation, molecular function: transporter activity. Gene Ontology annotation, biological process: transport.
GAGUUUUACGACAAAUUACACGACCACGUGUCGCUCUCUCAGGUUCCCAUGCGGAUACCUGUCCAUCACCGGUUCAGAGUGAAAACCCACGUACUACCGUCGCAUCUUCUUCACACAUUACCCAAUUUUGAAUUUAGGGUUUCAAUUUCACAACAUGAAGGCACCUUUUUGACGCUUCUAUACAUACCGAUUGAAUAUGUCAGAGCCUUAAAAGUUUUAGAAUUUAAGCAUAUUGAAUUGCAUAUUGCAGAAGUUUGAGAAAGAUGUUAGCAGAUUUAGGGAUGAAUUCUUUUGAUGAGAGUACAGAGAGACAUUACCACACAUUAGCCAUUAUUAUUGCAGCAUGCUUUGUCCUUGUAGCCUUGAUUCUAUCAUCUGUUACCAUUAUUCAGCAUCUCAAAUUUUAUACCAAUCCUGAGGAGCAGAAAUGGAUUGUUGCAGUUCUCCUUAUGGUUCCGAUCUAUGCCACCGAGUCGCUUUUUUCCUUGUGGAAACCGGUGUUUGCGCUUGCUUGCGACAUUUUAAGAAGUUGCUAUGAAGCAUUUGCGCUUUAUUCAUUUGGAAGUUAUUUGAUCGCCUGUCUAGGUGGUGAAAGAAGAGUUGUUGAAUUACUUGAAAAUGAGAAAGAAGCACUGCUGAGAAAGCCAUUGCUAGACGGAAAGGAUUUGAAACCAGACUUGAAUAGAACGUCAUUAUGCAAAUUCUUCAGACAACCGCGUGUUCUUGGGGAAAGAUUGUUACAAAUAGAGAAAUUUGGACUAGUACAAUAUAUGAUUUUGAAGACGUUAUGUUCGUUUUUGGCAAUGGUAUUGGAGCUUUUGGGUGUAUACGGUGAUGGCGAGUUCAAAGGGUACUACGGGUACCCGUAUAUUGCUUUCAUAAUAAACUGCAGCCAGAUGUGGGCCUUAUACUGCCUGGUGAAAUUCUACCAUGUGACUCGUGAAAGACUUCAACCAAUAAGACCUCUCGCAAAAUUCAUUAGUUUUAAAGCCAUUGUUUUUGCGACUUGGUGGCAAGGUGUCGGUAUCGCAUUGUUAUGUUACCUUGAAGUUCUGCCUAACAAGGGCAGAUUUCAAACUGAGUUACAGGACUUUUUGAUAUGUGUUGAAAUGGCAAUUGCUGCGGUAGCUCAUAUUUUUGUGUUCUCAGCAAAACCGUACCAUUUUUUGCCUGUAUCCGAGUAUGGAAAUAUAUCCACCAACACAAUUAAAGAAGUAGUGAAAGUAGAGGAAGGUGAUGAAGAAAAACCAGCUGUGAUCGAAAAAACAGAAACAAAGGUCGAGGCUCCCGGAACAAGUGUGAAAGAAAGCGUGCAGGAGAUGGUUGUUGAAGGCAGUCAGCAUGUUGUUGAUGAUGUUAAACUGACAAUAAAUCAAGCAAUUAAACCUGUCGGGAAAGGUAUGACGAAGAUUCAAGAAACAAUCCGUCAUUUAUCGGUUGGUGACGAUAGUGAGAAAUCAGAAGUUGAGGUUGAUGAAUACGAACAAGAUGUUACAAAAAUCGCGUCUGAUGGGUCAGCUGAUGAUGACAAUGAAAAACUCGAAGUAAGAGUCGAAAAAAACAAAGAAGUUUCGAGAAAUAGAACUCUAGAAACUGAAGAAGUAAGUGUUGAGGAAUAUAAACAUGAAUAAGAAACAGUUGACUGUAUAUAAGUUCUUUUUAACAUGCCGAUCGAUUCCUUAUUCACUUA